This is a messenger RNA of Colletotrichum truncatum, 915 nucleotides long. NCBI's taxonomy places the organism in Eukaryota, Fungi, Ascomycota, Sordariomycetes, Glomerellales, Glomerellaceae. The record is from RefSeq and is a predicted model, not a curated record.
AUGGGUAUCCCAGCGGACAAGAAGACGGUGCUUAUUACUGGAUGCACACCUGGAGGCAUAGGCCAUGCCCUAGCUAGGGAGUUUCAUGCCAAAGACAGUUUCAAUACAGGGCUGCAUGUUAUUGCAACUGCCCGUCGCCCAGAGGUUCUGAAGGACUUGGGCGAGCAGGGCAUGACGACAGUUGCUCUUGACGUAACUAGCUCCGAAAACAUCGCAGCAUGCAAGCAAAGGGUUAACGAGCUGACCGGAGGUCGGCUUGACUUUCUCGUCAACAAUGCAGGCCUCACCCACACCGUCCCAGCUACAGACAUCAACAUGGAUGAGGUUCGCCAGACGUUCGAGACGAACGUGUUUGGCGUCAUGGCCAUGGUUCAGGCUUUUGUGCCCCUCCUGAUCCCGACACGAGGCUUGAUUAUCAUGAUUAGCAGUCUCUCAUCCGUGUCGCCUUACGUCUUUGGCUCUGUGUAUACAGCCACCAAGGGUGCUUUGAACUCCUACAGCCGUACUCUUCGUCAGGAGCUGCGUCCAUUUGGUGUCCGCGUCAUGGUUUCAAUGACUGGUACUGUCAAAAGUGAGAUCGCUAAGCUCAACCGCGAACUCCCGCCCAACUCGCUCUAUACCCGAGUCAAGGACUUGUACGCCAAACGACUCAAAUUUUCUCAGAACAAUGCUACUGUCAGCACGGAAGAUUUUGCCCAGCAGCUCGUGGCUGAGGCAUUGAAAGGUGAGGGUUGGUUCGGAGGUUGGUUUGGAGGUGCUAGGAAUUGGUUCUGGGCUGGAGGUAUGGCUUGGUCGAUCUGGCUGUCUCGACUCCUGUUUGGUGAAUUGCUCUUGGAUGAGAUUGCCUACAGGAAGUUUGAACUUCCCAAGUUAGAGGCCAUUGUUCGCAAAGAAGGUGUUAAAAGACUCGACUAG